Molecule: messenger RNA, 777 nt
Organism: Ostertagia ostertagi
Lineage: Eukaryota; Metazoa; Nematoda; Chromadorea; Rhabditida; Trichostrongylidae
Source: the annotation of a GenBank genome assembly
AUGGCCGAGAGGCAGCCCAUGCUCUCGUUUGCUAAGGUGGUCUCUGGCCAAACAGGAGAAUCAGCUGCUGAAAAUCCAGCAGGUCGAACUGCUUCACCGCCUCGUUCUGGUCAGAAAAUGGACCACAAAAGUGACAAGAGACAUGACAAGGGUGAACGCCAAGACCGCAUAGACCGAAAUGAGAAGCAUGACAGGAAUUUCGGAAAUAGGCGUCGCCCGCCGAAGUACAAGGAUCGUCAAGAAAAGCGUGGAAUUAAGCCAGAACCCGUGAAGGAAGAAAAAACUCCUGCUGUUGAGGAACCGGUGGCCCCUCAACCUGAACCUGUUGUGCUGGAGCCAGCCCCUCUGCCUGCUGUGAAUGCGUGGUUUAGAAACAAAGGGUCGUGCGACUCCAACCAAGGUUCAGAAUCUGGAUGCACAGAAAAAGUUGAAGAAAGUAAACAAGUGGAGGAUGAGGGUAAGGAUUUGUCUAUCUCUAACAAUCCAGUAACAAUAGCGACAACAGAUGUAGCCAAGUCUAAGACUGUGGAUCCAGAGUGGCCUACUUUGGAUGCUGCGAAGCAGGACGAGAUGUUAGCCAACGGAAUCGAUUCUCGGCAACAUUCUCCCACGGCUGAAUCAGCCAAGGAAGAUCAGGAGAGUAUAGGAAAUGGACAAAAAUCUUCGAAAGGUAGAAACAAUUGGAAGAAAAUCGAAAUCGAGGUCGACUAUGGUAAUAAGGGAAAGCCGGUGAACUCAAGGGAAAAAAUUGGAUCGAAAAAGGAGGAGAAGCCAAAU